AGCUUAUUUAUUAACAGUUAUGUAUCUAUAUGAGCGUUUACAAUAAAGGCCAAGUUUCACUUUUUAACGUGAAUAUUAUUAUACUGUAGCGCCUAUUUCAGGCGGGGGAAACAUGAUCCUGAAGACCGGCUUAAGGUCCGGACACGCAGUAAAAGCCCCCCCACCCUCUUUCCUCCUCGCGCCCCGACACGGCUGUUUGUUUGCACUCGCCUGAUCCGGAGCGGAAAUUCCUUUCCGUUUUUGUGAAUGACAAACUCAUUAACAAUUCAUCAGCGCGCUCCACUCCAUCCGGCCUCGUUCCCAGGGCGACCGCGGUCCGGCGCCGUCCUAUUGGCUGGCGGACAUAAUGUAAUCAUUGAGGCGCUGCGCGUUCGUAUCCAUUGAGGAGAGUGCCACGCGCGACAGCGUCUUACGGGAACGAGCCGUCCUCUGGAGGGGGAAGAAACAGAGACGGUUUAUCUGCAGGAGAAUCUGGGAGCGCAAGUCGACCGAGCGGUUAUCCGGAAUUCGAGCUUUUUACAUCGAAAAACAGCCUCAUCGCGCUACUGUUUUUUUUUUUUUUUUUUUUUUCCUCUUUUGGUUCUUCUUCUUAAGCAGGCAGCUGAAGAAGCGAGAGCGCGAGCCGCGGUUAUAUAAGACGGGGGCCGAGCGCGAGAGUAUGCUGCCGCGCGGACUGAGUCAUUGAUAAAUUCGCACACAUACGGGGCGUUUUGCAUGAAUGAGCGCUGUGGCGGAGCGUCGGCCACGCACGUCCCGCUUUCAUUAACGCGACCGGCUUACCGGUUUCUCACGGUUACCGGGCCGUUGUGGUGGAGCUGCGCGCGGCAGGUGCGCGUGCAGCCGGGACCCCCCGCGGACGCGCUUUCGGACGGCCCCGGAGCCCGACUCGCUGUUGCUAAAUGCUCGAUCGCGUGCAUCCCGCGCGCGCGCACCCUGCGAUGGCGAUCAGCAAGACGGCCGAGUGGCUGAAGGAGCGGCUGGAGGCGCGCGCCGAGGGCCUGCUCGUGGUGGACUGCCGCGCGCCGCAGCUCUACGAGUCCUCGCAUGUGGAGACGGCCAUCAACGUGGCGAUCCCGAGCCUGAUGCUGCGGCGCCUCAAGAAGGGCAACCUGCCCCUGCGAUCGCUGCUGGCCAGCGGCGAGGAGCGCGAGCGCUUCGCGCGCAGGUGCCGCAGCGACACGGUGCUUCUGUACGACGAGUACUGCCGCGGCUGGAACGAGAAUGCGGACGGGGGUUCGGUGCUCGGGCUGCUGCUGCGCAGGAUGAAGGAGGAGGGCUGCAAGGCCUUUUACUUGGAAGGGGGAUUCAGCAGGUUUCAGGCAGAGUUCCCGGCCCUGUGUGAAACCAACCUGGACAGUUCCUCAUCGGGAAGCUCUCCCAGCGCCCAGGUUCUCGGCCUGGGGGGUCUGCGCAUCAGCUCCGACUCCUCGGACAUCGAGUCCGACGUGGACCCCAGCAGCGCCACCGACUCGGACGGCAGCCCCCUCUCCAACCCGCAGUCUUCCUUCCCCGUGGAGAUCCUGCCUAACCUGUACCUGGGCUGCGCCAAGGACUCCACCAACCUGGACAUCCUGGAGGAGUUCGGCAUCAAGUACAUCCUGAACGUGACACCGAACCUGCCCAACCUCUUCGAGAACGCGGGGGAGUUCAAGUACAAGCAGAUCCCCAUCUCGGACCACUGGAGCCAGAACCUGUCCCAGUUUUUCCCGGAGGCCAUCAGCUUCAUCGAUGAAGCGCGUGCUCAGAAUUGUGGUGUUCUGGUCCAUUGCUUGGCGGGCAUCAGCAGGUCGGUCACGGUCACGGUGGCGUACCUCAUGCAGAAGCUCAACCUGUCCAUGAAUGAUGCCUACGACAUUGUCAAGAUGAAGAAGUCCAACAUCUCGCCCAACUUCAACUUCAUGGGGCAGCUGCUGGACUUUGAGCGCACGCUGGGGAUCAGCAGCCCGUGUGACAACCGCGCAGUGCCAGCAGACUCGCAACCCCUCUACUUCACGACACCCACCAACCACAACGUCUUUCAGCUGGACCCCCUAGAGUCCACGUGAGAGCGGCUCCUGCAGGCUACAGGUGUCUGCUUGCGGUUUUUGGUCUCCUCCGGUGAGCCCGGCAGAGGGGCGGCUGUGUGUCGGCGCCAUGGUUCGUGGUUUGCUGGCGGCUCAGGAGCGCCUGUUUCGUGGAGAUGUCGGCCACUUUCGCUCGCUCACUUUCUUCUUGGACUUUGCGAGUCGAAAAGUCCAACUGCUGUUUUUUUGGGGGGGCUGGGGGGGAGGAUGUGAAGGUUUGCAUGUCUCGAUAACGAGUGGAAAGCCUGUGUUUGUGCAGGCGGACAUAGACACACGUACACACUCUUUGCCUGGGCACCUGCACUUGUGCAUUGCUGCUCUUGGGCCUGUUGUGUGUGUGUGUGACACUCUGAUUCAGUGAAGAAUCACCCUGUGCGCACAGGACCCCCCCCACAAACAUAUAGAGGCACCAUGUUUUACACUCUCACUUACCUGAGUGGAGUACUGAGGAACAGCUACGUUUUGUGUGUCCGUUCAGCGUCAAACGCUUGGCAGGACCUCCUCCUACCCUUGGGACCUCUUUUUCUGCUUUAGGUAAAACUGAAUAUAUAUGUAUAUAUUUUACAUAUGUUUGUAUGAUCUUGUUUAUACCAAAAAUGUUUAGGUUUUACACAAAUCAGUGUGUAUUUCAAGUACAUUUGGACUUCUUCCCUCGUCUGCACACUCUGCGCCCUUUCCUACACACACACGACGAUUCGGCCCUGUUUUGUAGCCUUUGCUCUGUACAUAGGAUCAGUGUUGCUGCUUUCCUCCCGCCUCAGUUUCUGGAAACAUCUAAGUUUAUCAACUGCCGUGAAUCAUGGAUGAGCGGCAGGUUCGAUAUCUGGAAAAACUCGCUUUGCUUGUGCUCGCGCCCACGUCCCCAAUUCUGCACUCAGAAGUUGUGAUUGGAGUGUUUCUGCAUGCAGGUGUAUUGCUGUGGAUGGGGGGGGGGGGGGGUAAGUCUUCAAUUCAUGUUUUGUGGGAACCGGAAGGGCGACUGCCUCCUUCUGUUUGUUUCCAUGGAAACCAUUCGGUGGUGCAGCUCUCCUUUGCAAAGGGAUUCAUAGACUGGUUAUGUUCCUGAUGUGACCUGGGACCCCCUUGUCCUUCUCUUCAAACACAUUUGCUGGGUGUAGGAAGCGUAAGCCUGGGGUGGGGGGGAUAAAUGAGACGCCCCCCC
This is a messenger RNA of Scleropages formosus (Asian bonytongue), 3225 nucleotides long. Its product is annotated as dual specificity protein phosphatase 6. The record is from RefSeq and is a predicted model, not a curated record. The coding region runs from base 900 to 2045 and encodes 381 amino acids. Lineage: Eukaryota; Metazoa; Chordata; Actinopteri; Osteoglossiformes; Osteoglossidae. Gene Ontology annotation, cellular component: cytosol; cytoplasm. Gene Ontology annotation, biological process: peptidyl-tyrosine dephosphorylation; positive regulation of apoptotic process; regulation of heart growth. Gene Ontology annotation, molecular function: MAP kinase tyrosine phosphatase activity; protein tyrosine/threonine phosphatase activity; MAP kinase tyrosine/serine/threonine phosphatase activity. The transcript is spliced from 3 exons.